AAAUCAUAACUAUUUGGGCUGGGCUCCUGAUGUUAGUUUCCGGGGCUAUUUUUGUCACAGCAAUUUAGGCUCUUAGAUUACAAAACCUCCGGAAAAUGGGAAAAAAGGCAAAAGGGGUUUUGCCAUUUCGCGAAUUUGGAAUCACAAAAAGCGAAAUCAUUUGAAAAUGAUGAAAAUAUGGCCUUUUACCAGAAAUGGAGCAUCUGGGUUUUCAGCUGCUUCUACUGUCAAAGAAGUUACUGAAACCAUUGAUGCAAAUGGCGUUACAGCUGUUGUUACCGGAGCAACAAGUGGUAUUGGAACCGAAACAGCACGUACACUUGCCAUGCGUGGUGCUCAUGUUGUUAUGGCUGUGAGAAAUGUGGAUGCUGGCAAAAAUCUCAAACAGAAAAUACUUGCAGAAAUUCCUACUGCUAAAAUUGAUGUUAUGGAGUUGGAUCUCAGCUCAUUAGCGUCAGUAGAGAAGUUUGCAUCUGAAUUCAAGUCCUCGAACUUGUCCCUUAAUGUUCUCAUUAACAAUGCAGGGAUUAUGGCUACCCCAUUUCAAUUGUCUAAAGAGAACAUAGAGCUUCAGUUUGCAACCAAUCAUUUAGGUCAUUUCCAUUUGACGGAUCUGUUAUUGGAUGCCAUGAAAAAGACGGCCCGUGAAUGCAAUAGAGAAGGAAGGAUUGUCAAUGUUUCUUCAGAGGCCCAUCGGUUUUCUUAUAGUGAAGGAAUUUGCUUUGACAGAAUAAACAACGAGUCAGGGUACAGCAGCUUGCAGGCUUACGGACAAUCAAAGCUUGCCAACAUUUUGCAUGCCAAUGAGCUUGCAAGGCGAUUUAAGGAAGAGGGAGUCAAAAUAACUGCAAAUUCCCUCCAUCCUGGAUCCAUCACAACCAAUCUUCUGCGUCACCGUGGUUUUAUCAAUGGAGUCAUUCACACCCUUGGGAAACUUGUGCUCAAAGAUGUUGAACAAGGCGCAGCAACAUCAUGUUAUGUGGCAUUGCAUCCACAAGUUCAAGGAGUAAGUGGAAAAUAUUUUAUGGAUAGUAACAUAGCCCAACCAACCUCCCAGGCAGAAGAUCCUGCGUUGGCAAAGAAACUAUGGGACUUCAGCCUCAAACUUACACAACGCCAGUAGUUGAAAUCCUGCAUCGAGUUUCUUCGUGCAGUUUACUGCAUGAGCACGUUGUGUCGAUCUCUAUUCUAGUAUGCUUUAACAGCUGAUCAAAGAUGGAUUCUUGCUUUGGUUCUAGACUUCUAGUACAUUUUAAUAUUCCACAAUGUUAUAGGUCUCAAAUCCUUGCUCAGGUAUUCAGAAAGAUUUCCGGCAAGUUGGCAAAUAUGGGCAAUCAAACUGUGAUGGUUAGGCAAAUAUGGGCUUUUCCUAUUCAUUGAUCAAAAAUAUGUUUAUAUGUCA
This is a messenger RNA of Beta vulgaris subsp. vulgaris (sugar beet), 1402 nucleotides long. Its product is annotated as short-chain dehydrogenase TIC 32, chloroplastic. Lineage: Eukaryota; Viridiplantae; Streptophyta; Magnoliopsida; Caryophyllales; Amaranthaceae. The record is from RefSeq and is a predicted model, not a curated record. The transcript is spliced from 8 exons. The coding region runs from base 167 to 1123 and encodes 318 amino acids.